Naumovozyma dairenensis CBS 421 is the source of this 651-nucleotide messenger RNA. It is a transcript of the gene PHS1, whose product is annotated as enoyl-CoA hydratase PHS1. The transcript has a single exon. Gene Ontology annotation, molecular function: 3-hydroxyacyl-CoA dehydratase activity. Gene Ontology annotation, biological process: very long-chain fatty acid biosynthetic process; sphingolipid biosynthetic process; fatty acid elongation. Lineage: Eukaryota; Fungi; Ascomycota; Saccharomycetes; Saccharomycetales; Saccharomycetaceae. Bases 1 to 651 code for a protein of 216 amino acids. Gene Ontology annotation, cellular component: endoplasmic reticulum membrane. The record is from RefSeq and is a predicted model, not a curated record.
AUGGGUAAAAAAUUUGCAUCUGUGUUUUCGCCAUUGGCGCUAUACAAUCUAAUUUCAGCACUUGGCUGGAGUUUUAUUUUCCUUAACGUGAUUUUUGGAUAUCCAAAGGUAGGUCAGCCAUCAUUUUUUCUAGUUACUAAGGAUUUAGUUACUUAUAUUCAAUGCGGCGCAUUAAUUGAAAUAUUAAAUUCAUUAUUGGGAAUUGUUCGCUCUCCAUUAUUAACUACAGCAGCCCAAGUUUUCUCAAGGUUGUUAGUAGUUAUCGGUGUCUUCCAACUUUUGCCUCAAACACCAGCUACCAAAUCGAUUGCUUAUGUUACAUUAUUGUUAGCAUGGUCCAUUACCGAAAUUGUUAGGUACUUGUACUAUUUCUUCAUGCUAGUGCGCAAGAAUGGUGCUCCAAAAUUUUUGGUAUGGUUAAGAUAUAAUCUUUUCUUAGUUUUGUACCCAACUGGUGUUGCUAGUGAGUUGUUCGUCAUUUAUUCUUCUCUACCAAUAGCUGAGGUAUCAUAUUCUAUACUUUUCAAGAGGGUUUUACAGAUUUCUAUGUUGACUUAUAUUCCAGGAUUGCCAAUGCUUUUCCUUCACAUGCUUGCGCAAAGAAAGAAAGUCAUGAGAUCAUGGAAGAAUGACGCUAAAAAGCAAUCCUAA